This is a messenger RNA of Porites lobata, 23408 nucleotides long. NCBI's taxonomy places the organism in Eukaryota, Metazoa, Cnidaria, Anthozoa, Scleractinia, Poritidae. The record is from the annotation of a GenBank genome assembly.
AAAAUAGCGCGAAAAGAGGUGUUAAAAAAGCUCAAAGAAGACGAAUCUAUCGGAGACGGAAACUUUCGUCGCCUAUUUUUUGCUGAAACAGACGAGUUGGAGUUGAAACUUGACCAAAUUUCACGAAAGGAACUAAGUGCAAGUAGAGUUUCCUUCAAGGAAGGCCUUACUAUCGUUAACGAAGUUUUAAACAAAAUUGGAAAGAUUGUAGAGGACGAAACUCACAGUGCAACAGUGACAGUCUCUGGGAAGUCGACGUUCUACGCCGUGAACACAGUAGUAGAUAUUGUGGAUUCCAUGACUGGCAAUUUGAAAUCGCUCAAAGUAACUGACUUGGAUGAAAGAGCUGGCAAGUUAGUUACUGAGGCAAAAGAGGCUUUCGGCAAUGCGUCGAGAGAAGCAAAAGAAGCUUUCAGCAAUCCUUCACUAAAAGCGACUCUUCGUGUUCAAGCCAUGUCUAUUUGCAUCAUGACAAAAAUACUGAAGCAUAUGGAUGACCACUCCAUUGCAUUACCAUCAUGCAAAUCAUAUCUCAACGACUUGUAUUCCUUGCAACAAAUCCAGGAUUCCUUUUGUUCACUAGUAACAGGUAAAGGAUCUUUCGAUAAAGAAAUUGUGCGGGAUGUCUGCUACUUAAAUCGUCUCCUCUUCGAUGUUAUCCACCGGGUUUCGGAAAAGGAAGUUUUUUGGAGUUGGCCUCCUAUCAUCAUCCGCAAAGACGACAAAAUUAUUUACCGACUGGAUCCACUAAGAGAUGUUAGAGUGACUAAAGCGCUUUGCAGUAAGAGCAGGAAAAAAGACGUUCUGUCAAACGUUGCUGAAGUGACUGUAGCAUGGUCAUUUGGAGCCGAGGAGCCUGACACAAAGCUUAUUUCACCACAAGAUGUUACUACAGACCACCAUGGACAUUUCAUUGUGGCGGACAACGGCGAUCGCUGCAUCAAAGUGUUCAAUAAUAGCGGGAAGUUUGUGAAGUCUUUUUCUCCUCUUCCCCGCCAUCAGGUCGAUCAAAAAAUAUGUAGCGUGGUUACUGACCGUGAAGACAAUAUAUUCGUGCUGACUAAGAUAGACAAAUAUCACCAUAAAGUAGACUUGUUCGACAAAGACGGUAAACUUCUGAAGAGAUUUCCACUAGAGGAAGGUCUUGUAUAUUGCUCACCAGUCAUAAACGACAGCAAUGAGCUUUUUGUCGUGAUAGAAAACCAAAAGAAUGAUUCAAAACAUCCCACAGUUUAUGCGUACAGGAGUGAUGGAAAGUCUAUAAACCACAAGGGCUUUGGACAAGAUAUUCUAGUGGAACCAACUGACAUGACCGUUGCUAGUGGAGGUCUUUUAAUGGUAUUAAACAGAAAUGGACUUGUGGUAACAUUCGAUAAAGACGGAAAACACCUUCCAGAACGUGAUUUCUAUCACAAGGGCGACUCUCCUGCCAACGCCUUAGAGUUUCAUUCGGAGAGUGAACAUGUUGUCAUCUCCAGCCUAGAACCGGGAUUUUUUGUGAAUAUAUCAAUCUACGAUAAACGUCGCGCCUGCGUGCACAACAUUUACCAGGGUGGAGAGCAGAUGACUAAAAAAGAGCAGAGAGAAUGUGUUCCUCCAAAGAUUGUGUUGACCAAAGAUGGAAACAUAGCCGUACUUGCUGGGAGUGUAGGCGAAUGCAAGGUUGUUGUUCUGUAAAAUAUUCACUCUUUUUAAAAACCCAAAACAGGUUAGACAAACAUAUUCAGGGAUGAAGAUCAAGACUAAUACUUACGCAGUUGUUUAUUAAACCGCUACUAAGGAAUACAUGUAUACAGUUCUUAGUUCCGGAUGAUGAAACUAAUUUAAAAAUACAUUUGCAUUUAUAAGAAGGUGGAGCAAUUUUAUGCAGGGCUUCUAUCAGACAGUAGGCGUUUGUUAUAGACAGGAGGCGCGCCUUUUAGACCAUUUACGGGUAAGAUAUGAAACCAUAAAACUAGCUUCAUGCAGAUGUUCUUUACUAGACUGAAGGCAGAGAGUCAUAUUUAAGGUAAUAAUGCAAAGCAAUUUUGACAAUAUCUUGUAAGAACACGAAUAUAGCUUCUGUAUGCACCCAUUUCAAUAAACGUUGUUUUGGGAUUUGGUCAUUGAAACACAGAAUAUAAUACAAUGCAAUGCUUUGCUUGAGUGACCACCAAACAACGACUUUCAAAGACCAAAGCAAGAUUUCCAAAGCAAUCUUUAUUGACAUACAUGUAGGUGUAUAUGCGUUAUUGACCAAGCGUGAGGCCAAGAUGACUGGAUGUUAGCCAAGUUCUUUUUUGCGUUUUUAUUGAUGAAGAGAGGUCGAUAAAAACGCAAAAAAGAACAAGGCCAAUUAAAGCCACCUUGACCGAACAAGCUUGGUCAAUAAAGGAUUUAUUCCCAUGGUGGACUCCAUCGCGAUAUACAGCUACUUUGAUAAAGGUUGUCGCAUAAAGUGCACGCGACAACCCCGAAAGGUAUUGUGGGUGGUUUUGAGUUCACUGUUUUUCAAAGAAAUUUGAAAGAAUGACAGGAGAGACCAUGGACGUAUGUUUGCGAGUGCUAAAGGAAAGAAGCAAAAGUAGGUUCGACAGCUAAAGUGUCAGGAAAAGCGUCUUGAUCAAAUCCCAUAUUACCUUUCGGGAUUGUCGCGUGUACAUUUUUUCCGACAAUCUUUCUCGAAAUAGCUGUAUACAAGUAUGAAUGGGCCGGCCGACUUUGUAGGUCGCUAACACCGCGCGCGGUACACGUGCUUGGCGCGCUACGAGAUUAUAAACCUCACGUGUCUGCGGCGUCUCGCUUCGCUCGGAAUAAAUAAUUAUUCUACGCACUAGAAGUAGUAGCUUUUUUGGCGUUGGGGACGAAACAAUUCACACAGUAUGUGAUAAACAACCAUGUUAGAAUGUAACAAGUUCUGUAGAUAUAGCGCUUGCUGUGUUACGGUAUAAUAUGUGAAUAUUGUCUAUGUUUUCAAUCAAAAUAUGCAAUAAAAUUCAUACUAAAAUGUACUAGCCAUGGAGGUAUGUAUGUGUGGGCAUCGAUGUGGAAAAAUUAGCAUAACGUCAAAACAGUGAAUGUUGUAACGCGGUGCUUUGGCCGGUUCUUAGGUUAGGUUUCUGUUAAAAUUUAAAGGUGUUAAAGUGAAUCAAUCUUAAAGAAAGCUUUAGACAUUGUUAUAAACAUCAUGAAAAUGUCAUCAUGAGAGUUAAAAAGAAUUCUGUCAAGCUGUUUUAGAGAUAAUACAGAAAAUCGCUAAAAGUCAAAAUUUAGAAUAAAGUUGCACUUAGACAGGUGGUGAGGAAACAGGUUAGUUUUCAGGAUCGCAAGAAAGAAAAUACACCAAAAUUUCCUAGCAUCGAAAAAUGAUAUUAAGCAGCCUUCUGACGCUACUUAAGAUUAAUGUGAGUUAUUCAGAACUAUUUUAUUAAACGCUUUAUCAUGGCUAUUGAAAAUAUCAGGUUUUUACUUCUCACGGAGGUUAUUUGUUACUACACCACACUUAAAGUUCCUGGUGUCGGAUUUUCAGUAGCAGGUCCAGAUCGCGCAAAAUUCGGAUUUUAUCGAUUUCAAAGUUUUUUUUGUCUAUUGUUGUCAUAGUGAUAUCGAUUUUUACUAAAAACAACAAUUCGACAAACUUCAAUUCAUAGUCAAUCACUGGUGGACAUUUUGUAGCGAUCAGACAAGGAUAAAAUCGCUGAUACCUUAACUGGUCGAACAAUGUGGGUGCUGCUGACAGGAGGCGUAGCCCUCACUCGGGCGAAAUGUUCGUGUUAAGUCCUUCAAUGAGCAUAACAAAUGCUUUAAAUUACGCGAAAUGGACUUAUGUUAAAGUUUUCUUUAAAAAGUCAAACAGGUAUAGUUACCUUCAUUUCUCAUUUUCUUCAAACAGCCUGGGUAAGAUUUGUCUCAUUGUUUGAUUUAUAGCUCAGCCUGUCGCUUGCUGUUUACAAGUGACUUUACUUUGGUCAUUUGUCAAGGUUAUUUCUGUUUGAUUACGAUCUAAAAAUGAUAAAAAUAACAAAAAAUAGUAAUAAUGAUGAUGAUAACGACGACGAGGAUGAUUAUAAUAAUGAUAACUUUAUUCAAGUUUCCAGGCAUUUAGCUUCACAGCUAUUGAAUGGGUGACACUGGUGAAAACAGCAAACUUAUUUUAGUUCGCAACAAGUUCAACAGUUUUAUUUUUAAAAGUCAAGGUCAUGUUAGAUCCUCUCUAAAGUCUGACGAUUAACCAGGAACGUUUCGUACUUUUAUAUGUCUGCGUACACGAUGCAGAAUUUGUCCUUUCUGUUCGCAAUGCAAAAACUAAAAUAUGUCGCCACCAAUAAGGCACUUUAUUUGAUCUUUUGCAACGCUAUCUCGCAAUUCUUUAAUGUCAUAUUUUUCAGACCACCAGUUGGUCAAGUAAUUGUGUGCAACCUGCCAAUGAAGUGUUCCCGUGCGACCAAGGAACAAAAGUUACUCUCCAAUCCUAGUUCGCCAUCAACAAAAAUGAGUUCGAAAGCUAGCAAAAUACUGACUUCCAUGAUUUUCAUAUGACAAAUAUCCUGACUUUCAUCCUUCUCCUCGAGUCUCUCUUAUUCGUUUCAGGACUACAAAAUACCAAUCUCGUAAAGUUAAGUACUAAAUUUCCAAGAUAGUGCCUCCUUUCGUUCGAUGAUUACCCAGUAUCUCGACCAAAGAUAGCCGUCCGCCUCUUCGUACUAUGUGCCCAUAUGGGCUUCUCCAACAUUUUGAAAUUCUCCUGAACCGUUAUUGACAAGUAAUGUAACAGGCGAGGGGAGCUACGCUGUACUUGUGUACUCUUCCAUUUGAGCCCCACGCUUGUCACAUAAGAAGGGUGAUAGAUGAGGGAUGGUAAAAGCCAAUCGAUCGUCAAGAGUCCAACCAAUUGUCAGAAUGCUCUAGCCCACCUGUGUCAGCAACGAUAUUAGCAAGAGCCACACUGACAUUUAAAUUACUUGAGACAGUGCUACCUGCCGAACGGGAGGGGUGGGACGAGUUCGUGUUAUCUUCAGUUUGUGGUUGAAGGAUUUGCGAAGGAUCUUCGUUUCAUGGCAAAAUUUUAUCGCCAGUCUUCUUCAAUAACUGCUUCACUGGCAAAAUUGUCCUAAUAAGUACUAAUUCACUUGUUGACGGGGUCCAAUUCGUCUCGACAUAUAGCUGUUUCGAGAAAGGUUGUCAGAAAAAAUGUGUACACGACCAUUCCGAAAAGUAAUUAUGGGAUACGAUCAUCACUGUUCCUAACCCUAAUGACUUUAGUUGUCGAACCCACUUUUGUUGCUUUCCUUUUAACAGUCGCAAACAUAUGUCUCUGGCCUCCGACAUGCCAUCAUUUCAAAUUUCUUUGAAGACAGUAAACUCAAAACCACCCACAAUACCUUUCGGGAUUGUCGCGUGCACUUUUUCCAACAACCUUUCUCAAAAUAGCGGUAGAAAGAAGCUUCAAAAUGUAUAUAGGCCAUUUCGGAGUUGCGUAGGAAACUGGGGCGAGUUUCAAAUUUAAACUAAUCGAUACACUGACACCACCAUAUAAAAGGUCAUGUUGUGAUUGGUUACUUGACCAAGUUUGGUGCUCUAAGGUUGAACAGGGAUCACGUAAUGACUUCUUCUCGUAAACAGGGGCGUAGCCAGCCUGUAGGCCCGUAGGCCAGGUCUGCCUGACUUUUCACGGUAGUAUGACUUGUAAAUUUUCGAAGACACUUAAAAUUUCUUACGAAAUACUUUCGAGUCUGUAAAUAACAAAGAAGCAGCAAGAUUAAAUCAUCUCCUAGCGUUAAAGAACCAAGUUAGCACGCUUUUCAGAAUCUUACGAGCAAUGUCAAAAAAUGCUGAUAAACAGCGGUUACCUGCUACAUGGCAGUUAGAAAACUAGCCAGCAUUUUCAGUGUCAUGGCAUCUCAAACGCGAAAUAUCAAAAGUUUCUUCAACAAAACAAACGAAAGGUAAGUCCUACGGAUAAUCUUUAGAAAUAUAAAGGAGGGUGUUAGUGCUUAAACUAUUCGCUACAAAUAAAUUCAAUCAGUCUUUCGCAAAACCUAACAGAUAUAACAACUUGGAUUUACAGGCUAACUGCGUCGGAAUGUAGACAUGCAAUUACUCCAGUUUUUUUCCUUCUUUUAAUCCUCGUUGAGGCUCCAGCUAGAUUGAAAAGUGCCAAAAAUGAAAAAGAAAUUUUCGAUUGAAAUCUUUUGUUAAAAUAGUACUUUUAACAAGUUCGGGAAGCAAAAAACUUAAACAGUAAAAGCUCUGAAUUUGCCGUGGGAACCCAGUUAAAUGCAGAUUGAGCUUGUCACCACGAGAAUUCCCAAAUUUAUAUAUAUCCAGGGCAUUUACAGCACUUUUAGUUCUACAAAUCACUGCAUCAACCGCAGAGAGCUCUCUCAGAACACUGAGAAGACUUAAAACCUAUCUAAGGUCUACAAUGAAAGAAGAUCGCUUGAGUGGACUUGCUCUUAUGCAUAUCCACAAGCAUGAUGUAAACGAUGUUGGAUGUAUCAUUUACUGCGGAAGACAUUGUUGACGAUUUUGCAGCAUCCGCAAAAAGGACGAUUUUAGCUACUCGGAUUGACUGUAACAAGUAUCGUUAUAGGAGGGCGCUUUUUUAUUGUGGUACUGAGAUCAAUACCUUGAAUCCUUGAAGUUUAGACACAUACUCCAGAUUCAACUACACAAACAAUUAACAGUCUUGGGGGUCUGAUUUGUCUAGUGUAUUAGCGGGUCACCUUAGGGACUGGCCUACAACAAGUCAAAAAGCUGGCUACGCCCCUGUUAAACAUGGUUAAAGAUCCAUUCAAACGUCUGUAGUUUUGCGACAGCGUCCCCCACAACCAUGAAUUUAUUUAUUUAUUUAUUACAGAUUCACUCCACUAAAUUACAAACAGAUAAUAAACUGAAUUCAAUUAAUCGCUACUUUAAAGAAAAGUUGAGGAGAAGGAGACAACCAAAAGUACUAAUGCACCAUACUAGGGAUGCCCCACACUCAUUCUGAACAAUACGGUUAAAAAAUGCUAUAAAAGUUUGGGGCAAUGUCCUGUGUGUCAUUUUUCCUCAAAUUAUAAACUGUGUUUCAGUCCUUACAAAAUAUGAGCUUGUUUUAAUGUCUGUAUCAUAACGUCCAUUAAUUACAUUGAACAAAAAUGUAACAUCUCUAAUGAACGUCCUAUUGAACCCUAAAACCAUAUUAGCCUUAGCAGUUAUUCUAACUACAUGUUGGUUCCUUAAGAGAUCACUAGCAGCAGAGUAAACAAUCCUAAAUCGUUAUGCACAUCAACACUUUCCAAAGGUUGAUCUUCUAUAUUAUAUUCCCCAUUUAGCUAAAGGUUUCUUUUUCCUGGUUAUUCGGUCGAUUCGCAUGAUCUUACAUUUCUUAAUAUUAAUUGUCAUCUUAUUCAUCUUACACCAUUCUGAUAUUUUAUCUAUGUCACUUCUUAAAAGUAGGCAGAUUGACUGAACUGUCCUUACUAAUUACCCCCAGUAAAUCAUGGAUGUAUACUAUGAAGAAUAAUGGUCCCAAUAAAGAACCUUGUAGGAUACCAAAGGUUACGGUUAGCCAAUCAGAAGCCUCUCCUUUCACUACUACACGCUGUUUACAAUGGUCUUGGAGUAAAUUUCCAGAGUGCAAGCAGAUUAUAAACGAGGUGAGUGUUUAAUAAUUGCUUUAUAAUUUUCUAGAUGUCUUUAUUUGCUUGUGAAAGUGUUCAUCAAUAUCUUGUCAUCACUUAACCGUUUGUGACCUCGAAGAAAUUAUUUUCACAGGCAAAUAAAGAGAUCUAAAAAAUGUAAACAAGCAAUUACUAAACACUCAGGCCUCGUUUAUCAUCUGCUUGCACUCUGAAAAUUUACUAGCCUGCAUAACAGGCGCCUCAUGACUCAAGCGAAACAAAAGCGGCAUUUCGCGCAAAGCGCGAGACGAGGGAGUAGAGCUUCUCGCUUGGCUCAUAAAGCGCGUGUUAUGCAGGUUAAAAAUUUUCUCGAAGAGCUUGCCCCUUUUAUACAUCACAAAUACUCGGAAAUAACAUAUUUUUCUUUUAAAAAGGCUCACCUACCCUAAUUCCGGGGGUUAAUUUUCAUUUUCUUCACAUUUUUUUAUUUUCAAACUGUAUUCUCCUCAUUGCCUUCCAGCUCUGACGCCAGCACUUACUUUCAAAUUGAAACUCCUAGUUGAGUCGGGAUUUAUCAACAUUCUGCAACAUUUCUAUAUUGUCUUAUGUUUUGAUUAUUUCGCAAAUUUAUAGUGUUCAUGAAUCACUUGUCAGAUAGAAAUAACUACAACCUAUAGUCAGUUGUAUAUUUCAAGUUGUAGUUUCUGGACACCAGCGUUUGUAACGAGACAUUACACAUGAGUACGCUCUGUGUUAACCUGUUUCAGGCUCCUAGAUAGUCGGGUUCGCGAAAUUGAGAAAGGCGAACAUGAAAACAAAACGGGAGGAAACUGGGGAGAGAAAGGAUCACGCGCUCAUAUUUUCGCCUUCUUCUUACUAUUACGCGUCAUCCUUACUAUCUGAAGCAUGGAACAGGCUACUCCUGCAAAAUCAUAGUAAGCUUAAACAUUUAUACGAAGAAUAUCUUACUGUCACCUCCGUCUUUGUCAAGUAAACCUACGGCAAUGCGUCCUUGAAGAGUAACUGCAACGCCUCGAAUAGAAACAAAACCUUUUACAUCAUGUAGGAAGAUGCUGGGGAGCAGCCCUCCAUCGCUCAUGUCGUAUCUCAGGAUUCGCACGGGAUUCCACUCUUUUCCUUUGUCACAAGGUUGACUUGGAAGAGCUAUUACUAAAUUAUUGCUCACUUGAUGACAGGCUAUGGAGGACCUUAACUCGUGUUUAGUGACGAUGGAGACGCGCUUUCUCUUUUUCUCUACUGACUUUAAGAGAUCGUCAAUGUAAUGUCCGUCUGAACGAAACAUAUGAGCUGAUAAAGCCCAUUUAUCAUCUUUAUCUAAAACAAUCACUCUUCCGUCGUUGGUUGCACAAAUGUCUUCAGCUCCUGAGUUUAAUAUUUUUUCCCCGAAACUAGUCUUAAAAUGGCCAUCCGACGAAUCAUAGACAUCAACGGCAAUCCCCGAAGAACUCUUUGCCAAUAUGAAGAUUUCAUUGUUAUUGUUUAUUGACAUUCUAGAAACCUCUGCUGUUUUUUCUUUCAAUAAUAUGUCGCGUCUCGUGUGUGAGCUUCCUUUAUCAAACACAAAAAUCUUGAAGUGCGCAGUUGUUGAGUUUUCUCCCAGUUCAAACAAUACAUACACAUUAUCUUUGGUAUCAGUAGCAACAUCCACAAUGCUCGCAACCGAGUCUUUUUGCCAGGGCGUUAAGGAAAGUUUACGAACAAACAAGCCAUUCGCAUCAUAUUCUUUAACGGUUAGAUCCCAUUCGUCUCCAACCAUACAGUGUCCCUGAGAAUUAACAGCAAUGCCUUGUGGUAUGUUCGGUUUAUUCUUUUUAUCUUCUUCAUUAAGGGUCGAUGGCGUUAGAGAAACGUGCGGCACUUCCUUAGCCACUCGGGAGUCGGACAAUGGAUCUAUUUUUUCGUUUUCCACUUCAAUCAAGGGAAAAACCAACAAUUCCCCUUCCUUGGCGAUCGCCAGUGCAGCAUUGCGAAUAAAAUGAUUUAUUCGACAGACGGAAGCAAUUACUUGCUUUUGAACCCCCCUUUUAAAAGAAACUUUGUUAAGGCCUUUAUAAACAACUUGAUUAAAAGUCUCCCUCACAUACUUGAGACCGUGAAGGUCUUCAAGACAGCCAAUACACACAUUCAACGCAUCCUCAGGAUGGUCAACGUUCUCUAGCAUGGUCGACGCGACACGAAUAACCAUUGCUUGCAUGCGAUCCAAUAUUUCAACGCCUUCAUUGCUGAAAGCUUCUACAGCCUUGAUACGGGCUUGUUUGAAAUCAUCCUUUGCAGCCGCCAGUGCUCUUUUGUCUGCAUCGUCUAAACAAUGUAGUCUCAAGUCGUUGCAGACCUGAUACAUGCUUGUCGAGCGCACUUCUGUUUGUCUGUCAGCACUUUCCCUGUCACCUUCAUAAGAAUUUUUCUUGAGUUUAAGAAGGCGACGGAUUCCUUCUCUGUAAAAUGUAAAACUUGACAAUAAAGUAGAAUUCGCAAGUGCCUCCAACUUUGCUUUAACGUCGAGCAUGUCGCGGCGGAGAUCACUUUCUCUCAUGUGCUUUUUUUCCAUUGGGUCUCUAUUCACGAACAGUUUAACUGAACUAUCGAUUAAGGCUACAGAAUCCAUAGUGUUAGCUCAGUAGUCUUGCGUUUAUAAUAAUUAAAAACAAAUUUUGAUGAGCGUGAAUAACACAUGAACAAAAGGCGUUGUAAAGAAUGUUCUCAAACUCAUUAAUAAUUCAUAAAGAAAAUUCAAAGGAAAUUAAUGUUUAAUGAGUGAAUGGAUAUCAGAUGAAAAACUUCUCAUUUUUGCAUCCUUAAUUUAUCCUUCAAAAAUGAUUUUGUUUGAGAAGAAAUAUCAAACAUUCGACACAGUGUUUCAUCACCAGAUGAAACACCUCGAAGUUAGUCAAAAAUACUCCGCUGCGCGUCGUAUUUUCAACUCUCUUCUCCGUGUUUCAUCUGGUGAUGAAACACUGCAUCUCAUGUUUGAUGUAUUACUUAACUAUUUUUAAAAAAUGAAGUUACCAUGGAGCCAGUGUCGGAAAAGAAAAGAUGUCUCAGAAAAAAGACAAUAACUCAGUUGAAAACAGUAGCAAAUACGGCCAAAUCCGAAUAAUUUUAUUGGCUGUCGAGUCGAGUCAAAGUCACUAAGGACGGACCUUGGAAUUGUUUGUUUGUCAGGGCUAGAGUAAUAGUACAAUUUGUGGUUUUGUGGCUUGCUCGUGUUGUGGUUGGUCACAACACAAUAAAUAUUCCUGACAUAUUCAAGGAUUUUACUGUCUCCUGGGUUCACUAGAUACUUCAGGUGCAUUUCGCAGGUCUGUCGUUGUUUACUGCGAAGAAAACUUUCAGUAUGGAUCUGAUAUUUUUUGCAGUUUUGGCUUUUAAAUGUGGAGCUCAUGUAGUCUGGAAAAUAGCGCGAAAAGAGGUGUUAAAAAAGCUCAAAGAAGACGAAUCUAUUGGAGACGGAAACUUUCGUCGCCUAUUUUUUGCUGAAACAGACGAGUUGGAGUUGAAACUUGACCAAAUUUCACGAAAGGAACUAAGUGCAAGUAGAGUUUCCUUCAAGGAAGGCCUUACUAUCGUUAACGUAGUUUUAAACAAAAUUGGAAAGAUUGUAGAGGACGAAACUCACAGUGCAACAGUGACAGUCUCUGGGAAGUCGACGUUCUACGCCGUGAACACAGUAGUAGAUAUUGUGGAUUCCAUGACUGGCAAUUUGAAAUCGCUCAAAGUAACUGACUUGGAUGAAAGAGCUGGCAAGUUAGUUACUGAGGCAAAAGAGGCUUUCGGCAAUGCGUCGAGAGAAGCAAAAGAAGCUUUCAGCAAUCCUUCACUAAAAGCGACUCUGCGUGUUCAAGCCAUGUCUAUUUGCAUCAUGACAAAAAUACUGAAGCAUAUGGAUGACCCCUCCAUUGCAUUACCAUCAUGCAAAUCAUAUCUCAACGACUUGUAUUCCUUGCAACAAAUCCAGGAUUCCUUUUGUUCACUAGUAACAGGUAAAGGAUCUUUCGAUAAAGAAAUUGUGCGGGAUGUCUGCUACUUAAAUCGUCUCCUCUUCGAUGUUAUCCACCGGGUUUCGGAAAAGGAAGUUUUUUGGAGUUGGCCUCCUAUCAUCAUCCGCAAAGACGACAAAAUUAUUUACCGACUGGAUCCACUAAGAGAUGUUAGAGUGACUAAAGCGCUUUGCAGUAAGAGCAGGAAAAAAGACGUUCUGUCAAACGUUGCUGAAGUGACUGUAGCAUGGUCAUUUGGAGCCGAGGAGCCUGACACAAAGCUUAUUUCACCACAAGAUGUUACUACAGACCACCAUGGACAUUUCAUUGUGGCGGACAACGGCGAUCGCUGCAUCAAAGUGUUCAAUAAUAGCGGGAAGUAUGUGAAGUCUUUUUCUCCUCUUCCCCGCCAUCAGGUCGAUGAAGAAAUAUGUAGCGUGGUUACUGACCGUGAAGACAAUAUAUUCGUACUGACUAAGAUAGACAAAUAUCACCAUAAAGUAGACUUGUUCGACAAAGACGGUAAACUUCUGAAGAGAUUUCCACUAGAGGAAGGUCUUGUAUAUUGCCCACCAGUCAUAAACGACAGCAAUGAGCUUUUUGUCGUGAUAGAAAACCAAAAGAAUGAUUCAAAACAUUCCACAGUUUAUGCGUACAGGAGUGAUGGAAAGUCUAUAAUCCACAAGGGCUUUGGACAAGAUAUUCUAGUGGAACCAACGGACAUGACCGUUGCUAGUGGAGGUCUUUUAAUGGUAUUAAACAGAAAUGGACAUGUGGUAACAUUCGAUAAAGACGGAAAACACCUUCCAGAACGUGAUUUCUAUCACAAGGGCGACUCUCCUGCCAACGCCUUAGCGUUUCAUUCGGAGAGUGAACAUGUUGUCAUCUCCAGCCUAGAACCGGGAUUUUUUGUGAAUAUAUCAAUCUACGAUAAACGUCGCGCCUGCGUGCACAACAUUUACCAGGGUGGAGAGCAGAUGACUAAAAAAGAGCAGAGAGAAUGUGUUCCUCCAAAGAUUGCGUUGACCAAAGAUGGAAACAUAGCCGUACUUGCUGGGAGUGUAGGCGAAUGCACGGUUGUUGUUCUGUAAAAUAUUCACUCUUUUUAAAAACCCAAAACAGGUUAGACAAACAUUUUCAGGGAUGAAGAUCAAGACUAAUACUUACGCAGUUGUUUAUUAAACCGCUACUAAGGAAUACAUGUAUACAGUUCUUAGUUCCGGAUGAUGAAACUAAUUUAAAAAAUACAUUUGCAUUUAUAAGAAGGUGGAGCAAUUUUUAUGCAGGGCUUCUAUCAGACAGUAGGCGUUUGUUAUAGACAGGAGGGGCGCCUUUUAGACCAUUUACGGGUAAGAUAUGAAACCAUAAAACUAGCUUCAUGCAGAUGUUCUUUACUAGACUGAAGGCAGAGAGUCAUAUUUAAGGUAAUAAUGCAAAGCAAUUUUGACAAUAUCUUAUAAGAACACGAAUAUAGCUUCUGUAUGCACCCAUUUCAAUAAACGUUGUUUUGGGAUUUGGUCAUUGAAACACAGAAUAUAAUACAAUGCAAUGCUUUGCUUGAGUGACCACCAAACAAUGACUUUCAAAGACCAAAGCAAGAUUUCCAAAGCAAUCUUUAUUGACAUACAUGUAGGUGUAUAUGCGUUAUUGACCAAGCGUGAGGCCAAGAUGACUGGAUGUUAGCCAAGUUCUUUUUUGCGUUUUUAUUGAUGAAGAGAGGUCGAUAAAAAAGCAAAAAAGAACAAGGCCAAUUAAAGCCACCUUGACCGAACAAGCUUGGUGAAUAAAGGAUUUAUUCCCAUGGUGGACUCCAUCGCGAUAUACAGCUAUUUCGUUAAAGGUUGUCGCAUAAAGUCACGCGACAACCCCGAAAGGUAUUGUGGGUGGUUUUGAGUUCACUGUUUUUCAAAGAAAUUUAAAAGAAUGACAGGAGAGACCAUGGACGUAUGUUUGCGAGUGCUAAAGGAAAGAAGCAAAAGUAGGUUCGACAGCUAAAGUGUCAGGAAAAACGUCUUGACCAAAUCCCAUAUUACCUUUCGGGAUUGUCGCGUGUACAUUUUUUCCGACAAUCUUUCUCGAAAUAGCUGUAUACAAGUAUGAAUGGGCCGGCCGACUUUGUAGGUCGCUAACACCGCGCGCGGUACACGUGCUUGGCGCGCUACGAGAUUAUAAACCACACGAGUCUGCGGCGCCUCGCUUCGCUUGGAAUAAAUAAUUAUUCUACGCACUAGAAGUGGUAGCUUUUUUGGCGUUGGGGACGAAACAAUUCACACAGUAUGUGAUAAACAACCAUGUUAGAAUGUAACAAGUUCUGUAGAUAUAGCGCUUGCUGUGUUACGGUAUAAUAUGUGAAUAUUGUCUAUGUUUUCAAUCAAAAUAUGCAAUAAAAUUCAUACUAAAAUGUACUAGCCAUGGAGGUAUGUAUGUGUGAUGGGCAUCGAUGUGGAAAAAUUAGCAUAACGUCAAAACAGUGAAUGUUGUAACGCGGUGCUUUGGCCGGUUCUUAGGUUAGGUUUCUGUUAAAAUUUAAAGGUGUUAAAGUGAAUCAAUCUUAAAGAAAGGUUUAGACAUUGUUAUAAACAUCAUGAAAAUGCCAUCAUGAGAGUAAAAAAGAAUUCUGUCGAGCUGUUUUAGAGAUAAUACAGAAAAGCGCUAAAAGUCAAAAUUUAGAAUAAAGUUGCACUUAGACAGGUGGUGAGGAAACAGGUUAGUUUUCAGGAUCGCAAGAAAGAAAAUACACCAAAAUUUCCUAGCAUCGAAAAAUGAUAUUAAGCAGCCUUCUGACGCUACUUAAGAUUAAUGUGAGUUAUUCAGAACUAUUUUAUUAAACGCUUUAUCAUGGCUAUUGAAAAUAUCAGGCUUUUACUUCUCACGGAGGUUAUUUGUUACUACACCACACUUAAAGUUCCUGGUGUCGGAUUUUCAGUAGCAGGUCCAGAUCGUGCAAAAUUCGGAUUUUAUCGAUUUCAAAGUUUUUUUGUUUAUUGUUGUCAUAGUGAUAUCGAUUUUUACUAAAAACAACAAUUCGACAAACUUCAAUUCAUAGUCAAUCACUGGUAGACAUUUUGUAGCGAUCAGACAAGGAUAAAGUCGCUGAUACCUUAACUGGUCGAACAAUGUGGGUGCUGCUGACAGGAGGCGUAGCCCUCACUCGGGCGAAAUGUUUAUGUUAAGUCCUUCAAUGAGCAUAAAAAAUGCUUUAAAUUACACGAAAUGGACUUAUGUUAAAGUUUUCUUUAAAAAGUCAAACAGGUAUAGUUACCUUCAUUUCUCAUUUUCUUCAAACAGCCUAGGUAAGAUUUGUCUCAUUGUUUGAUUUAUCUCAGGCUGUCGCUUGCUGUUUACAACUGACUUUACUUUUGUCAUUUGUCAAGGCUAUCUCUGUUUGAUUACGAUCUAAAAAUGAUAAAAAUAACAAAAAAUAGUAAUAAUGAUGAUGAUAACGACAACGAGACGACGACGAGGAUGAUUAUAAUAAUGAUAACUUUAUUCAAGUGUCCAGGCAUUUAGCUUCACAGCUAUUAAAUGGGUGACACUGGUGAAAACAGCAAACUUAUUUUAGUUCGCAACAAGUUCAACAGUUUUAUUUUUAAAAGUCAAGGUCAUGUUAGAUCCUCUCUAAAGUCUGACGAUUAACCAGGAAUGUUUCUUACUUUUAUAUGUCUGCGUACACGAUGCAGAAUUUGUCCUUUCAGUUCGCAAUGCAAAAACUAAAAUAUGUCGCCACCAAUAAGGCACUUUAUUUGAUCUUUUGCAACGCUAUCUCGCAAUUCUUUAAUGUCAUAUUUUUCAGACCACCAGAUGGUCAAGUAAUUGUGUGCAACCUGCAAAUGAAGUGUUCCCGUGCGACCAAGGAACAAAAGUUACUCUCCAACCCAAGUUCGCCAUCAACAAAAAUGAUACUGACUUCCAUGAUUUUCAUAUGACAAAUAUCCUGACUUUCAGCCUUCUCCUCGAGUCUCUCUAAUUCAGCGGUUUCAGGACUAUUUUGACGAAUACAAAAUACCAAUCUCGUAAAGUUAAGUACUAAAUUUCCAAGAUAGUGCCUCCUUUCGUUCGAUGAUUACCCAGUAUCUCGACCAAAGAUAGCCGUCCGCCUCUUCGUACUAUGUGCCCAUAUGGGCUUCUCCAACAUUUUGAAAUUCUCCUGAACCGUUAUUGACAAGUAAUGUAACAGGCGAGGGCGGCUACGCUGUAAUUAUGUACUCUUCCAUUUGAGCCCCACGCUUGUCACAUAAGAAGGGUGAUAGGUGAGGGGUGGUAAAAGCCAAUCGAUCGUCAAGAGUCCAACCAAUUGUCAGAAUGCUCUAGCCCACCUGUGUCAGCAACGAUAUUAGCAAGAGCCACACUGACAUUUAAAUUACUAGAGACAGUGCUACCUGCCGAACGGGAGGGGUGGAACGAGUUCGUGUUAUCUUCAGUUUGUGGUUGAAGGAUUUGCGAAGGAUCUUCGUUUCAUGGGAAAAUUUUAUCGCCAGUCUUCUUCAAUAACUGCUUCACUGGCAAAAUUGUCCUAAUAAGUACUAAUUCACUUGUUGACGGGGUCCAAUUCGUCUCGACAUAUAGCUAUUUCGAGAAAGGUUGUCAGAAAAAAUGUGCACACGACCAUUCCGAAAAGUAAUUAUGGGAUACGAUCAUCACUGUUCCUAACCCUAAUGACUUUAGUUGUCGAACCCACUUUUGUUGCUUUCCUUUUAACAGUCGCAAACAUAUGUCUCUGGCCUCCGACAUGCCAUUAUUUCAAAUUACUUUGAAGACAGUAAACUCAAAACCACCCACAAUACCUUUCGGGAUUGUCCCGUGCACUUUUUCCAACAACCUUUCUCAAAAUAGCUGUAGAAAGAAGCUUCAAAAUGUAUAUAGGCCAUUUCGGAGUUGCGUAGGGAACUGGGGCGAGUUUCAAAUUUAAACUAAUCGAUACACUGACACCACCAUAUAAAAGGUCAUGUUGUGAUUGGUUACUUGACCAAGUUUGGUGCUCUAAGGUUGAACAGGGAUCACGUAAUGACUUCUUCUCGUAAACAGGAGCGUAGCCAGCCUGUAGGCCCGUAGGCCAGGUCUGCCUGACUUUUCACGGUAGUAUGACUUGUAAAUUUUCGAAGACACUUAAAAUUUCUUACGAAAUACUUUCGAGUCUGUAAAUAACAAAGAAGCAGCAAGAUUAAAUCAUCUCCUAGCGUUAAAGCCGGAACCAAGUUAGCACGCUUUUCAGAAUCUUACGAGCAAUGUCAAAAAAUGCUGAUAAACAGCGGUUACCUUCUACAUGACAGUUAGAAAACUAGCCAGCAUUUUCAGUGUCAUGGCAUCUCAAAGGCGAAAUAUCAAAAGUCUCUUCAACAAAACAAACGAAAGGUAAGUCCUACGGAUAAUCUUUAGAAAUAUAAAGGAGGGUGUUAGUGCUUAAACUAUUCGCUACAAAUAAAUUCAAUCAGUCUUUCGCAAAACCUAACAGAUAGAACAACUUGGAUUUACAGGCUGACUGCGUCGGAAUGUAGACAUGCAAUUACUCCAGUUUUUUUCCUUCUUUUAAUCCUCGUUGAGGCUCCAGCUAGAUUGAAAAGUGCCAAAAAUGAAACAGAAAUUUUCGAUUGAAAUCUUUUGUUAAAAUAGUACUUUUAACAAGUUCGGGAUGCAAAAAACUUGAACAGUAAAAGCUCUGAAUUUGCCGUGGGAACCCAGUUAAAUGCAGAUUGAGCUUGUCACCACGAGAGUUCCCAAAUUUAUAUAUCCAGGGCAUUUACAGCACUUUUAGCUCUACAAAUCACUGCAUCAACCGCACAGAGCUCUCUCAGCGCACUGAGAAGACUUGAAACCUAUCUAAGGUCCACGAUGAAAGAAGAUCGCUUGAGUGGACUUGCUCUUAUGCAUAUCCACAAGCAUGAUGUAAACGAUGUUGGAUGUAUCAUUUACUGCGGAAGACAUUGUUGACGAUUUUGCAGCAUCCGGAAAAAGGACGAUUUUAGCUACUCGGAUUGACUGUAACAAGUAUCGUUAUAGGAAGGCGCUUUUUUAUUGUGGUACUGAGAUCAAUACCUUGAAUCCUUGAAGUUUAGAUACAUACUCCAGAUUCAACUACACAAACAAUUAACAGUCUUGGGGGUCUGAUCUGUCUAGUGUAUUAGCGGGUCACCUUAGGGACUGGCCUACAACAAGUCAAAAAGCUGGCUACGCCCCUGUUAAACAUGGUUAAAGAUCCAUUCAAACGUCUGUAGUUUUGCGACAGCGUCCCCCAAAACCAUGAAUUUAUUUAUUUAUUUAUUACAGAUUCACUCCACUAAAUUACAAACAGAUAAUAAACAGAAUUAAAUUAAUCGCUACUUUAAAGAAAAGUUGAGGAGAAGGAGACAACCAAAAGUACUAAUGCACCAUACUAGGGAUACCCCACACUCAUUCUGAACAAUACGGUUAAAAAAUGCUAUAAAAGUUGGGAGCAAUGUCCUGUGUGUCAUUUUUCCUCAAAUUAUAAACUGUGUUUCAGUCCUUACAAAAUAUGAGCUUUUUUUAAUGUCUAUAUCAUAACGUCCAUUAAUUACAUUGAACAAAAAUGUAACAUCUCUAAUGAACCUCCUAUUGAACCCUAAAACCAUAUUAGCCUUAGCAGUUAUUCUAACUACAUGUUGGUUCCUUAAGAGAUCACUAGCAACCGAGUAAACAAUCCUAAAUCGUUAUGCACAUCAACACUUUCCAAAGGUUGAUCUUUUAUAUUAUAUUCCCCAUUUAGCUAAAGGUUUCUUUUUCCUGGUUAUUCGGUCGAUUCGCAUGAUCUUACAUUUCUUAAUAUUAAUUGUCAUCUUAUUCAUCUUACACCAUUCUGAUAUUUUAUCUAUGUCACUUCUUAAAAGUAGGCAGAUUGACUGAACUGUCCUUACUAAUUACCCCCAGUAAAUCAUGGAUGUAUACUAUGAAGAAUAAUGGUCCCAAUAAAGAACCUUGUAGGAUACCAAAGGUUACGGUUAGCCAAUCAGAAGCCUCUCCUUUCACUACUACACGCUGUUUACAGUGGUCUUGGAGUAAAUUUCCAGAGUGCAAGCAGAUUAUAAACGAGGUGAGUGUUUACUAAUUGCUUUUUAAUUUUCUAGAUGUCUUUAUUUGCUUGUGAAAGUGUUCAUCAAUAUCUUGUCAUCACUUAACCGUUUGUGACCUCGAAGAAAUUAUUUUCACAGGCAAAUAAAGAGAUCUAAAAAAUGUAAACAAGCAAUUACUAAAAACCCAGGCCUCGUUUAUCGUCUGCUUGCACUCUGGAAAUUUACUAGCCUGCAUAACAGGCGCCUCAUGAGUCAAGCGAAACAAAAGCGGCAUUUCGCGCAAAGCGCGAGACGAGGGAGUAGAGCUUCUCGCUUGGAUCAUAAAGCGCGUGUUAUGCAGGUUAAAAAUUUUGUCGAAGGGCUUGCCCCUUUUAUACAUCACAAAUACUCGGAAAUAACAUAUUUUUCUUUUAAAAAGGCUCACCUACCCUAAUUCCGGGGUUAGUUUUCAUUUUCUUCACAUUUUUUUAUUUUCAAACUGUAUUCUCCUCAUUGCCUUCCAGCUCUGACACCAGCACUUACUUUCAAAUUGAAACUCCUAGUUGAGUCGGGAUUUAUCAACAUUCUGCAACAUUUCUAUAUUGUCUUAUGUUUUGAUUAUUUCCCAAAUUUAUAGUGUUCAUGAAUCACUUGUCAGAUAGAAAUAACUACAACCUAUAGUCAGUUGUAUAUUUCAAGUUGUAGUUUCUGGACACCAGCGUAUGUAACGAGACAUUACACAUGAGUACGCUCUGUGUUAACCUGUUUCAGGCUCCUAGAUAGUCGGGUUCGCGAAAUUGAGAAAGGCGAACAUGAAAACAAAACGGGAGGAAACUGGGGAGAGAAAGGAUCACGCGCUCAUAUUUUCGCCUUUUUUGACUAUUACGCGUUACGCGUCAUCCUUACUAUCUGAAGCGUGGAACAGGCUACUCCUGCAAAAUCAUAGUAAGCUUAAACAUUUAUACGACAAAUAUCUUACUAUCACCUCCGUCUUUGUCAAGUAAACCUACGGCAAUGCGUCCUUGAAGAGUAACAGCAACGCCUCGAAUAGAAACAAAACCUUUUACAUCAUGUAGGAAGAUGCUGGGGAGCAGCCCUCCAUCGCUCAUGUCGUAUCUCAGGAUUCGCACGGGAUUCCACUCUUUUCCUUUGUCACAAGGUUGACUUGGAAGAGCUAUUACUAAAUUAUUGCUCACUUGAUGACAGGCUAUGGAGGACCUUAACUCGUGUUUAGUGACGAUGGAGACGCGCUUUCUCUUUUUCUCUACUGACUUUAAGAGAUCGUCAAUGUAAUGUCCGUCUGAACGAAACAUAUGAGCUGAUAUAGCCCAUUUAUCAUCUUUAUCUAAAACAAUCACUCUUCCGUCGUUGGUUGCACAAAUGUCUUCAGCUCCUGAGUUUAAUAUUUUUUCCCCGAAACUAGUCUUAAAAUGGCCAUCCGACGAAUCAUAGACAUCAACGGCAAUCCCAGAAGAACUCUUUGCCAAUAUGAAGAUUUCAUUGUUAUUGUUUAUUGACAUUCUAGAAACCUCUGCUGUUUUUUCUUUCAAUAAUAUGUCGCGUCUCGUGUGUGAGCUUCCUUUAUCAAACACAAAAAUCUUGAAGUGCGCAGUUGUUGAGUUUUCUCCCAGUUCAAACAAUACAUACACAUUGUCUUUGGUAUCAGUAGCAACAUCCACAAUGCUCGCAACCGAGUCUUUUUGCCAGGGCGUUAAGGAAAGUUUACGAACAAACAAGCCAUUCGCAUCAUAUUCUUUAACGGUUAGAUCCCAUUCGUCUCCAACCAUACAGUGUCCCUGAGAAUUAACAGCAAUGCCUUGUGGUAUGUUCGGUUUAUUCUUUUUAUCUUCUUCAUUAAGGGUCGAUGGCGUUAGGGAAACGUGCGGAACUUCCUUAGCCACUCGGGAGUCGGACAAGGGGUCUAUUUUUCCCUUUUCCACUUCAAUCAAGGGAAAAACCAACAAUUCCCCUUCCUUGGCGAUCGUCUGUGCAGCAUUGCGAAUAAAAUGAUUUAUUCGACAGACGGAAGCAAUUACUUGCCUUUGAACCCCCCUUUUAAAAGAAACUUUGUUAAGGCCUUUAUAAACAACUUGAUUAAAAGUUUCCCUCACAUACUUGAGACCGUGAAGGUCUUCAAGACAGCCAAUACACACAUUCAACGCAUCCUCAGGAUGGUCAACGUUCUCUAGCAUGGUCGACGCGACACGAAUAACCAUUGCUUGGAUGCGAUCCAAUAUUGGAAGGCCUUCGUUGUUGAAAGCUUUUACAGCCAUGAUACGGGCUUGUUUGAAAUCAUCCUUUGCAGCCGUCAGUGCUCUUUUGUCUGAAUCGUCUAAACAAUGUAGUCUCAAGUCUUUGCAGACCUGAUACAUGCUUGUCGAACGGACUUCUGUUUGUCUGUCAGCACUUUCCCUGUCGCCUUCAUUAGAAUUUUUCUUGAGUUUAAGAAGGCGACGGAUUCCUUCUCUGUAAAAUGUAAAACUUGAUAAUAAAGUAGAAUUCGCAAGUGCCUCCAACUUUGCUUUAACGUCGAGCAGGUCGCGGCGGAGAUCACUUUCUCUCAUUUGCCUUGCUUCCAUUGGGUCUCUAUCCACGAACAGUUUAACUGAACUAUCGAUUAAAGCUACAGAAUCCAUAGUGUUAGCUCAGUAGUCUAGUGUUAUAAUAAAACAAAUCUAUUAGCGUUAAAAGGGUGAAUAACCUACGUACAAAAGGCGUUGUAAAGAAUGCUAACUAUUUUUGUAAAGAACGCUAACUAAAAAAAUGAAGUUACCAUGGAGACAGUGUCGGAAAAGAAAAGAUGUCUCAGGAAAAACAAUAACUCAAUUGUAAACAGUAGCAAAUACGGCCAAAUCUGAUUAAUUUUAUUGGCUGUCGAGUCGAGUCAAAGUCAUAUAGAUGUCAUACAGGGACGGGCCUUGGAAUUGUUUGUUCGUCUGGGCGGGAGCGAUAGUACAAUUUGUGGUUUUGUGGCUUGCUUGUGUUCCUGACAUAUUCAAGGUUUUUACAGCCUUCUGGAUUGUAGAUACUUCAGGUGCAUUUUGCAGGUCUAUGGUUGUUUAAGCUGCGAAGAAAACGUUCACUGCAGUAUGGAUCUGAUAUCUUGUGCAGUUUUGGCUCUUAAAUUUGGAGCUGAUGUAGUCUGGAGAAUGCAGCGAAAAGAGUUGUUAAAAAAGCUCAAAGAAGGCGAAUCUAUUGCAGACGGAAGCUUUCUUCAGCUUUUUUUGACUGAAACAGACCAGUUGGAGUUGAAACUUGACCAAAUUUCACGAAAGGAACUGGGUGCAAGUAGAGUCUCCUACAAGGAAGGCCUAACUAUCGUUAACGAAGUUUUAAACAAAAUUGGAAAGAUUGGAGAGGACGAAACUCCCGCUGCAACAGUGACAGUCUCUGGGAAGUCGACGUUCUACGCCGUGAACACAGUAGUAGAUAUUGUGGACUCCAUGACUGGCAAUUUGAAAUCGCUCAAAGUAACCGACUUGGAUGAAAAAGAUCGCAAAUUAGUUGACGAGGCAAAAGAGGCUUUCGGCAAUGCCUCGACAGAAGCAAGCAAGGCUUUCAGCAAUCCUUCACUAAAAGCGACUCAGCGUGUUCACGCCAUGUCUAUUUGCAUCAUGGCAAAAAUACUGAAGCAUAUGGAUGACCCCGCCAUUGCAUUACCUUCAUGCAAAUCAUAUCUCAACGACUUGUAUUCCUUGCAACAAAUCCAGGAUUCCUUUUGUUCACUGGUAACAGGUAAAGGAUCUUUCGAUAAAGAAAUUGUGCGGGAUGUCUGCUACUUAAAUCGUCUGCUCUUCGAUGUUAUCCAUCGGGUUUCGGAAAAGGAGGGUUUUUGGAGUUGGCCUCCUAUCAUCAUCCGCAAAGACGACACAAUUAUUUACCGACUGGAUCCACUAAGAGAUGUUAGAGUGACUAAAGUGCUUUGUAGUAAAAGCAGGAAAAAAGACGUUCUGUCAAACGUUACUGAAGUGACUGUAGCAUGGUCAUUUGGAGCCGAGGAGCCUGACACAAAGCUUAUUUCACCACAAGAUGUUACUACAGACCACCAUGGACAUUUCAUUGUGGCGGACAACGGCGAUCGCUGCAUCAAAGUGUUCAAUAAUAGCGGGAGGUUCGUGAAGUCUUUUUCUCCUCUUCCCCGCCAUCAGGUCGAUGAAGAAAUAUGUAGCGUGGUUACUGACCGUGAAGACAAUAUAUUCGUACUGACUAAGAUAGACAAGUAUCACCAUAAAGUAGACUUGUUCGACAAAGACGGGAAACUGCUGAAGAGGUUUCCACUAGAGGAAGGUCUUGUUAGCUGCUCACCAGUCAUAAAUGACAGCAAUGAGCUUUUUGUUGUGAUAGAAAACCAAAACAAUGAUUCAAAACAUUCCACAGUUUAUGCGUACAGGAGUGAUGGAAAGUCUAUAAACCACAAGGGCUUUGGACAAGAUAUUCUAAUGGAACCAAUGGACAUGACCGUUGCUAGUGGAGGUCUUUUAAUGGUAUUAAAUAGAGAUGGACAUGUAGUAACAUUCGAUAAAGACGGAAAACACCUUCCAGAACGUGAUUUCUAUCACAAGGGCGACUCUCCUUCCAACGCUUUAGCGUUUCAUUCGAAGAGUGAACAUGUUGUCAUCUCCAGCCUAGAACCGGGAUUUUUUGUGAAUAUAUCAAUCUACGAUAAAAGUGGCGCCUGCGUGCACAACAUUUACCAGGGUGGAGAACAGAUGACCAAAAAAGAGCAGAGAGAAUGUGUUCCUCCAAAGAUUGCGUUGACCAAAGAUGGAAACAUAGCCGUACUUGCUGGGAGUGUAGGCGAAUGCAAGGUUGUUGUUCUGUAA